Anolis carolinensis (green anole) is the source of this 3476-nucleotide messenger RNA. RefSeq names its product hyaluronan binding protein 2 (gene habp2). The transcript has 14 exons. Lineage: Eukaryota; Metazoa; Chordata; Lepidosauria; Squamata; Anolidae. Gene Ontology annotation, biological process: proteolysis. The record is from RefSeq and is a predicted model, not a curated record. Gene Ontology annotation, molecular function: calcium ion binding; serine-type endopeptidase activity. Bases 90 to 1799 code for a protein of 569 amino acids.
AGCCAACUCUUAGGGUUGGCUUAAAAGAGGAAAAAGAAAGGAAGAAAAGGGUAGUUUCCCAAAAGGAAGAAAACAGUGUUAAAACAAGGAUGGUUAAUUGUUUUCAUUAUUUGCCAGUUUUAUCUCUGAUUGUCUUUGUGGGGAAUACGCCUGUUUGUUUUUGUGGCAUCUUGUCAUCAUGGCUGGAACACCUAACUGGUACAUCAACAGACUCAGCAGAUGAUUAUUACUAUGAAUAUGGCACUGAAUAUGCAGAGGCAGCACAGAAUGAUCAUGGACUUGAUUUUGAUGCCACAGAUCCUGACUGGUUUCAUGAAUACUUGGAUUAUGAUGAAAAUCCUUGUGAUACCAAGCCAUGCCAGAAUAAUGGCAGUUGUGAAAGGAAUAGAAAGAGCUAUACGUGUCACUGCCCCAAACCAUAUACAGGAUCUAAAUGUGAAAAGGUUCAAAACACAUGUAAAAGAAUAAAUUGUCAUAGAGGAGACUGCCUUGUAACUGUAAGAGCGCCUUACUUUCGAUGCAGUUGCCGACAUCCCUACAAAGCGUCAUUUUGUGACAAAGCACAAUCAGCUUGCCAACCAAAUCCCUGCAAAAAUGGAGGAACUUGUCAGAGGCAUCGGAUAAGAUCCAAGUUCAGUUGCAAGUGCCCUGAGACAUUCAAAGGGAGGUUUUGUGAAAUAGGAACUGAAGACUGUUUUAAAGAAAAUGGGCUUACCUAUAGAGGAAAUGUUAGUCAGACAAUACUCCACAAAACGUGCCUUCACUGGAAUUCCCAUCUUCUCUUGGAAAGUAAUUACAAUUCAUUUAUGGAAGAUGCUGACGAUCAUGGCCUUGGUGAUCAUAACUUCUGCAGGAAUCCAGAUGGUGAUGAAAGACCUUGGUGCUUUGUCACUACAAGUAACAAAUUGAAAUGGGACUUCUGUGAUGUCUCCCCAUGCCCGGCAUCAGCAGAGUUCUCUAAGAAUACCAUCAUGUCCACCAAGAGCCCUACAGUGGAUAACAUACCCAGGACAUGUGGAAAACCAGAGACAAGGAGUCCAAUAAAGCGAAUCUAUGGUGGUACCAAGACAAUGACUGGAAAGCAUCCAUGGCAAGCUUCUCUUCAGAGAAAAUUUUCAUUGAAUCCUUUUUGGCAAAAGGGACACUUCUGCGGAGGAACAUUGAUAGAGGCAUGCUGGGUCCUGACUGCUGCACAUUGUAUUCUAAGAACAGAUGCACGUACCCUCCAAGUGGCCCUUGGAAAACAAGAUCUCGAUUGCAGGGAGUAUCAUGAACAGAUGUUUGAUGUAGAAAAGAUCAUUAAACAUGGACACUAUACAGAACGUGAUGAAAUCCCAUACAAUGACAUUGCUUUGUUGAAACUGAAACCGAAAAAUGGCCAUUGUGCCAUAGAAACAAAAUAUGUCAAAUCGGUGUGUUUACCAGGUGGAAUUUUUCCCGACAAUACUGACUGCUACAUAUCAGGUUGGGGAGAUACAGAAACAGGUGAAUCAUCUCAUCAGCUGUUAGAUGCCAGAGUAAAGCUGAUUUCCCAGAUGCAGUGUAACGCACCAAGUGCAUAUAAUAACAGACUGGAUGAAAGCAUGCUUUGUGCAGGAAAUCUUCAGAGAACAAGAGCUGAUACUUGUCAGGGAGAUUCAGGCGGUCCUCUAACCUGUGCAAAAAAUAGAUCUUAUUACCUCUAUGGAAUAGUGAGCUGGGGAGACCAAUGUGGAUUAAAAAAUAAACCAGGGGUUUAUACCCGUGUGACAAGAUUUCUUAACUGGAUCCGUACAAAAAUCCAAGAAGAACCCAAUUAAAAAACAUACUUCACAGAAAUAAAGUUUAUACAACUUAUACAAGCCUGAAGCCACAAGAAUGAAGAGCAGAACCAAAGCUGCCCUUGCCCUGCUCUGCCAAUGCCCAAUUUCGGGAUCUACCACUGGAAAUAUGAUAAGCAGCAGAAUUAUCAACAUGAAGCCUUUGGUAAUAGGGACCUCCAGUAUGGAUUAGCAUUCCCACUGCAUCAGUGAAGUAAUCCCCUCUAGAGAACAGAUCAGCAAUUUACAAUCGUUCUUUUAGAAACUAACAUGUAUGCAAGAACGACACAUUAUCUGAAAAAUAGCUGCAGAAAACGUGAACUAUGCUUAAGAUCUCAUGAAAUCAUCACAGUGAUAAUGUGGUUCAAUGUCUGCUUUAAUGUGUGUAGCUAACCAGUUACGUGUAGUUAGAUUAUUAAGGGUUCUGGCUCCCUAAAAGUUCAGGUUGGCCUGAAACAAUGUGAAUAUAAGUACAGUAAAGUCUCACUUAUCCAACAUAAAUGGGCCAGCAGAACGUUAGAUAAGCGAAUAUGUUGGAAAAUAAGGAGAGAUUAAGAAAAAGCCUAUUAAACAUCAAAAUAGGUUAUGAUUUUACAAAUUAAGCACCAAAACAUCAUGUUAGACAACAAAUUUGACAGAAAAAGUAGUUCAUUACACAUUAAUGCUAUGUAGUAAUUAAUGUAUUUACGAAUUUAGCACCAAAAUAUCACAACGCCUUGAAAACAUUGACUACAUAAAUGCGUUGGAUAAUCCAGAAUGUUGGAUAAGUGAAUGUUGGAUAAGUGAGACUUUACUGUACCAGUAAAAGGAUUUUCAUGGAAUACAGGAAAAUAUGAGAUCUGUUUUCAGAGCAUGUCAUACAUGUUCCCUACAACAGUCUAAAGAGGUGCACAAGAAUACAACUCUUGUGAAUCAUGUUUCCAGGGACCAUAGCCAGUUGCAUCCAAUUAUUAUAUAUUUCCUAUAUUUUUGAAUACAAUGAUUCUUAUUGAACUAGUAGGAGAAAGUCAGAAGUGACUUUGCAUACUGCGACAUAGGAACUUCUCAUUCCUAUAACUUGUAAAAAGGUACUAUGAUUGCAUCUUGAGAAACAAAUGCUCACAUGUUAUAGUGGUUUAAUAUUGCACUUGGACUUGAAAGAACCAUGUUUCACUGUCCACUGCUCCAUUGCAUUCACUGGGCGGCCUCUUUAUUUUCUCUUAUCAUGGCAUAGCCCAUAGAAUUGAUUGUUUUAUAACAGUGAUUCUCAGCCUGGGGUCCCCAGAUGUUUUUGGCCUACAACUUCCAGAAAUCCCAGCCAGUUUACCAGCUGUUAGGAUUUCUGGGACUUGAAGGCCAAAAACAUCUGGGGACCCCAGGUUGAGGACUACUGUUUUAGAAGCUUACAUACUGUAAGCAAUUUGGAAGAUGGGGUGGGUAUACAUGGAGGAAUAAGCAAACAUAUAAAACAAUGUGUCAUACAUCACUGGCAAUUUCUCUAGAAGCUUUAGCUGUCUGGAAGGGUAUGGCAUCCAAUCGUAAGUCAUAGCCAGCUGCCCUUGUCUGCUCCCAGGAUGUUUUAUAUUGCUUCUGCAUUAAAGAAGGAAGGGAAAAGAAAGGAAAAAGAAAACAAGAAAGAUAUAAAAGUAGCAAUUAAUUACUGCCUUUUGAUGUGAUAAUAAAGUUCUCUGAAAUUUG